ACCACCGCACGCCGUUUGCUGUGUGUUGUGUUUUGAGAGAGAGAGAAGAGCUACGAGAGAAAGGGAAGAAGCAAAGCUCUCCUCUUGGAUUUUUUUUUUUUUUUUUUUACCGGAGCGCUGUCCUUCCUUUCUCACUCUUGCUGUUUGUGAGUGGGGGAGGCCCGGGGUGGACACACACAAUGGGGCGAGGAGCCUGUGGCUGCUGGGCCGUUGUGCUGCUGCUGAGAGGGGGAGGGGGUAGAGCGAAGGAGACCGGCACACACAGCUAACUCAGCCAGCCGGCUCCAGUCAGGCCUCCACAGGCAUAAUCUUACCCCGAUCCCUUGUCCCUUUUCUGUUGUUUUUAAUUUUUUUUAAUUUUCAAGGAAUACCCAUCACUUAAGCCUGGAUCAAUGGAUUAAUCAUGUGUGGAUUAUUGUGGAUGGAUUUUGUGAAACGGAACUAGAUUGGAACCUUAAACAGAACCGAUCUCUCUUCCUGUGUGUGUGGGAAAAGGAGAGAAAGGGAGCCAAACUUCUCCUGUUUUAAAAUUUUUUUUUUGCUUUGUGUUGAGGGAAGCUUCUAGAUGGAUUACAAGAUGCAUGCCAAGUCUAACGAUCUGCUGGAUUUUCAGACUCUGGAUGCUCUUUUGGAAAAAAUGGCACAUUAUUCUUCGGUCUCUGUGAAAAGAGAGGCUAGUGAGGAGUGCAAUGGAAUCAGCGGUGCUCUCUCAGUGGAGUCGUCCGCGCCGCCGUCGAGACUGAACAACUGGUGUCCCGCGGCCACCGCCGCCCCUACCCCAACCCUUACCCCUGCUCCGGCCCCUGUGCCCGCGCCCCCAGUCACCUCCACAAGAAUGGGGGACGGCCUGGAUGCAACCACAGUGCAGAUGUCUUCGUCAGGCAGCAGUAGCAGUAGCCAGGGGGGGCAGCCCCAGCCCUCCACCUACGUACCCACCGUGCCAGAGUUUAACCCACCGCCCCCGGAGUACAUCAACCCGUCGCAGCCCAAGCGGCAGACCAACCAGCUGCAGUACCUGCUCAAGGCGGUGCUGAAGACCCUGUGGAAGCACCACUUCUCCUGGCCCUUCCAGGCACCUGUCGACGCCGUCAAACUCAACCUGCCGGACUACUACAAGAUUAUUAAAGUUCCUAUGGAUAUGGGAACAAUCAAGAAGCGACUUGAGAACAGCUACUACUGGAACGCCCAAGAAUGUAUUCAAGACUUCAACACCAUGUUCACCAACUGCUACAUUUACAACAAGCCUGGAGAUGACAUAGUGUUAAUGGCUGAGCAGCUGGAGAAGAUGUUUCUGCAGAAGAUUACUGAGAUGCCCCAGGACGAGACGGAGAUUGCUGUCAUGACCGGCAAGGGUCGAGGCCGGGGCCGACGGGAAGGAGGUCUGAACUUGAAGCCAGGCCCGACUAUGGAUUCUCCGUCCACCACCCCCCAGACACGGGGCUUCUCCAGCCACUCCCCAGGCCCCCAGACCAGAGGACCACCAGUGCAGCAACAGACCCAGGACCAGGGGCCUCCAUCUCUACCUCCUCAGCCCCUCAUGCAGGCCCUGCCCUCCCGCGUGCCCCCAACGCUACCUGUCCACACCCAUGCCCACGCGCCACAGCUCGGGGCCCCCUACUCACUGGGCCCGUCGGACCUGCCACUCCAGGCCCCUCCUAAGCUCCCUAUCAUGACCACCGUGCCUCCUCCCCCCACCCAGACCACCCUGCCCCCCACGUCCAUUCAGAGCACCGUCCCCAUACUGCAGAACCCUGUGCCCAUGGCCAAACAGAGAAAGAGCCAGAAAAGGAAAGCCGACACGACCACCCCCACGGCCAACGACCAGCUGAGCGAGUCUUCUCCGGCUGAGUCCAAGUCGGGCAAGACGCUGCCGCGGCGAGAAAGCGCCAGGCCCACCAAGCUUCUCAAGAAGGAGGCUCCGGACUCCCAGCACCACCUGGGCCUCGGGAUAGGUCUCGGUCUCGGGGGACCCAGGACCAGGGUAGGGGCUCAUAGCCCCAAGCAGCAGGAGCAGCUACGGUACUGCUCCAGCUUGGUCCGAGACAUGUUACAUAAGAAGCACGCUGCCUACGCCUGGCCCUUCUACAAGCCAGUCGACGUGGACAUGCUGGGGCUGCACGACUACCACGACAUCAUCAAACACCCCAUGGACCUCGCCACCGUCAAGGUGAAGCUGGACAACCGGCAGUACAGAGACGCCCAGGAGUUUGCUGCCGACGUGCGGUUAAUGUUCUCCAACUGCUACAAGUACAACCCACCCGACCACGAGGUGGUGGCGAUGGCACGCAAACUACAGGACGUGUUUGAGAUGCGCUUUGCCAAGAUGCCAGACGAGCCCGAGGAGACGCUGGCUUCGGCUCCUGCCCCCGCGCUGCUCCAGUCCUCUGCCCCCAUCAUCAAGUCCCAGCCGCCGCCCAUCCUAAACCCCUCCUCCUCCAUUCUAGGUCCUGCCUCCUCGGUCAAACACCCCGCUUCCUCCUCGGACAGCUCCAGUGAUUCGUCAUCGGAGUCGGAAUCGUCCACGAACGACUUGGAGGAGGAGAGAGCCCAGAGACUGGCCGAGCUACAGGAACAGCUCAAAGCUGUCCAUGAGCAGCUGGCGGCCCUCUCGCAGCCACAGGCCAACAAACCAAAGAGGAAAGAGAAGGAGAAGAAGAAAGACAAGCACAAAAGGAAAGGAGCGGUGGAGGAGAUCCCGGAGCCGGCCAUUCAGUUCCCCAAGAAGACCAAGAACAACAGCAGCAGCAACAACAACAACAAGGAGCUCCUGCCCAAGAAGACCAAGAAACCCAGUAAGAAGGAGGGAGGUGCGGUGAAGAACAACCGCUCCUCAGCCCUGGGCCCUCAGGCAGCGCAGCAGCCCCCAGCUCUGCAGCCCGUAUCUGGCUUGGGGGAGGGCCUGGAGGAGGACCCGGCUGCAGCCGGAGCCCCCGGGGAGAAGGGUAAGCCCAUGUCGUACGAGGAGAAGAGGCAGCUGAGUCUGGACAUCAACAAGCUGCCCGGCGACAAGCUGGGACGUGUGGUCCACAUCAUCCAGUCCAGAGAGCCCUCGCUGAAGAACUCCAACCCCGACGAGAUCGAGAUCGACUUUGAGACGCUCAAGCCGUCCACGCUGAGAGAGCUGGAGAGAUACGUGUCGUCGUGCCUCCGCAAGAACAAGAAGAAGGUUCCUGUGGCAGAGAAGACCAUGGAGGCCAUGACGGCCGCCAAGACCAAGGCCAGCUCCUCCUCUGACUCGGACAGCAGCGACUCCAGCUCCUCAGACAGUGAUGAGGAGAAGGGAGUGGCUCCUAAACAGAAACAGAAGAAAGGCCACGGGACCAACGAAGGGAAGAAGCCCCAUCUCCACCAUGCCAUGUCUGGAGCUGGUCCGGUCCCCCAGGGCCACCCUCACGCCCAGGCUCCUGUCCUGCAGCCCAGCAUCCACCUGAAGCAACAGCAACAACCCCUCCCCGCCACCUACAUGGCCCCUCCUCCCCCGGUAACGGUCACGGCGUUGGAGUCCUCCCAGCUGCUGGAGAACACGUUUGAUUCGCUGCCCCACUUCGGCCAGCAGCCCCUCAUGCACCUGUCCCAGCACCACCACUCCUCGUCGCCUGCCGUGCCCCCCCACCUCAACGCUCAUUCCGCAGCAGGGCCCGUGUCCCCGGAGACGCACCCAUUUCUCAACCAGCACCCCAUUCUCCCCAACCCUAACCCAGCUUUGCACAACGCCUUGCCCCAGCAGCCGUCUCGACCCAGCCACAGGGCAGCAGCUCUACCUCCCAAACCCCCCCAGCAGCAGCAACCAGCGCCCCAGCCAACCCUACAACAACAACAACAACAACAACAACAACUUCAGCCACAAGCCCCUCCACCCCAGCACCACCUCCCGCCCCACAUCCUCCACCCCACCCCUCAGUCCCUGCAGCAGCGGCCCUUGUCCCCCCCCACCCUCACCCCUCAGGGCCUGCUGUCCUCCCAGCCCCAGAUGCUCCUGGAGGACGAUGAGGAGGUAAUUCCACCCUUACCUCAGAUGCAUCUCUACCUGCAGCAGGGACAGAGCCAGGGACAGAGCCAGGGAAGACCUGGCCAGCAACCACACAAUCCCCAGCAGAUUAUGCAGUCUCUCCAGGUUCGCCAACAACAGAACCAGGCUCCCCUCCUGCAGUCUGUACAGGUCCAGACCGCCUCUCUUCAGCCCCCCCAGCUCUCAGUCCAGCCUCCCCAGUCCCAGUCCAAGCCCAUCCCCCCCUCGCGCCAGAUUCUACCCCCGCACCAAGUAGCCCGCCACCUGCAGCAGCAUGCCCAGAUGGGUUACCCCUCCCAGGGGCCGGUGGCACAGCAGACGGGUCACUCAGACAGGCAGGCCGCUGCAGGGCAACACAAGGGGUCAAUGCAGGCCUCCUCCAAAGCACAGCACAUCAUCCAGCAACAGCACACCUCCCCUCGACAGAUCAAGGCUGAUCCAUAUAACAGUGGGCACCUAAGGGAGAACCCCUCCCCCAUCAUGAUGCAUUCCCCCCACCUCCCCCAGUAUCCCCCCAUAACGCACCAGUCUCCGCCACACAACCUGCAGCCCAAGAAAGAGCAGCGUGCACCCCCGGCCCUGGUAGCCUUGAAAGAAGAGAAGUUGCCUCCCUCUCCGGUGAUGAGAGGAGGAGAGCCCUUCAGCCCAGCCAUGAGACAAGACCCUCACAAACACCCAGACAGCCACAGCAAGCCCUCUCUACCAGGCCACGCACAGCAGAAUGUGAAGUCGAUGGACAGCUCAAGGCCGGUCAUCCGUUCCUCAGAGCCCAGCGGUCCUCCCUCCUCCUCCUCCUCCUCCUCCCUGCCAGACAAGGACAAGUUCAAACAGGAGCCCAAAACGCCCAUCGCCCCCAAAAAGGUACAGGAUGUGAAACUGAAGAACAUGGGUUCGUGGGCCAGCCUGGCCCAGAAGUCCACGUCAGCGCCCUUGUCUGCAGUGAAGUCGUCUAGCGACAGCUUCGAGCAGUUCCGCCGGGCAGCCCGGGAGAAAGAGGAGAGAGAAAAGGCUCUUAAGGCCCAGGCAGAGCAGGCUGAGAGGGACAAACUGCGCCGGGAGCAGGAGAAACUACGGGGUCGUGACCGGGAUGAUGAGGAUAUCCUGGAGCCUCAGCAGCAGUCGAGGAGGGUUCACGAGGAGCCUCGAAGCAGACGUCUGGAGCAGCAGCAACACAUCCCGGCCCCCCAGCCCCAGCAGCAACCCCAGGCACCAACCCCCCAGGCCCAGCCCGCUGCCCUCCCCCAGCCGCCACAGGCCCCCACACCGCCCCAGCCCUCAGCCCAGGACCAGCAGAGGGAGCUAGCGCGACGCCGCGAGCAGGAGAGGAGGAGGAGAGAAGCGAUGGCGGCGACCAUCGACAUGAAUUUCCAAAGCGACCUGAUGGCCAUCUUUGAGGAGAACUUGUUCUAGUGACGAGAGAACCCCCAGAAACUUAACACUGAAACAAGAACACAUAACAGAAUAAUGAAUAUGGAAUUGAACAUUUCUUAUGAAAUGGGGGGGUUUAAUGAACCAAGAUACAGGAUGUGAAUUAAACAACCCCCCCCCCCCCCAAAGCAGAUAGUGAUCUUCAGCUAGACUGGCGAGCUACUCGGCUGUUAGCUGCUCUGCUAUGCAGCCUCUGGAUGUACGAUGCCACAUUGAAGGAGCGACAUAAACAGGAUAUUUUCAACCACGUUUGGUGUCGUUUCUCUGGGGAUUUGACCCUUGUUGCCCCUGGCAACAUGACAUGGGGGAAAGGACUCUGGGUGGUUAUGUAAUUUCACACCUGUUUGAUACUUUCACACGGGACAGAGCGAAGGAGAACAAUCUUGUAAAUGGAAGUGAAAGACGAUAAUGGAAAAACGCAAAGUACCUAUGCGUAUCUACGGACCGAGACUGGGGUGUUCAUAUAGACUGCCAGACAAGAGGAGAGGCAGAAUAAAUAUUUUUAUGUAAUCUGUUUUUUGUUUUGUUAGAGAGAACACAUGUAAGGAAAUGUUGGGGACAGGUGUGUGUGUAUAAGCGGGGGACUUCAACUUCUGACGUGUUCUUUUUCCAGGAGAGGAGGUACAGUACAGCUUUGCCUUCUGCCUCACUCUUGUCCUUUGUCCACACACACAUUAGAUAGGCCUCUCUCUCCCUUGCCUGGGCAUAUGAACAAACCAGUAACAACAAAGUAUGGAACAGUCCGCCGGCAGUGGGAGGGAGAAAGCAGAAUUAAAUGCAGAUUUCUUUUUUCCUUAUGUAGGAUCUACUGUAAAGAGGUAUUUUCUUAUUCUAUGAUUACUGUUUAUUUGUUUUGUUUUUGUAUAUAUUUUUGUCCCUCCCUCCCCAACACACUUGCCCCACUGUCUAUGCCAAACAACCAUUACCUUUUUAAUGCUGAACUCCUCCCACUUCUCCUUUAAAACAAAAAAAGCUUCUUUGUUCAUAUAACGUGUUUUUUUUCCUUAAUAUAUAAAUAGAUUUUCCCCCCCGUGUCCUCGUCACCCCUCUUCAAACAAAGCGUUUAGGUAGUUUUUUUAAGAGGAUAAAACCUAAUAUAUGCAUUAUUCCAUCAAGUGUUAAUUAAUUAAAGAACCAUUUGAAGUUG
Molecule: messenger RNA, 6584 nt
Organism: Oncorhynchus nerka (sockeye salmon)
Lineage: Eukaryota; Metazoa; Chordata; Actinopteri; Salmoniformes; Salmonidae
Product: bromodomain-containing protein 4-like
Biological process (GO): chromatin remodeling; regulation of DNA-templated transcription
Cellular component (GO): chromatin; nucleus
Source: RefSeq, a predicted model, not a curated record